AUGCAAAAAAAUAGAAAUACUUUUUCUUGGGUAAAGGAACAGAUGACUCGAUGCAUUUCUGUAUCGAUGAUGAUAUAUGUAAUGACUCGGGCAUCUAUUUCAAAUGCAUAUCCCAUUUUUGCGCAGCAGAGUUAUGAAAAUCCGCGAGAAGCAACUGGGCGUAUUGUAUGCGCUAAUUGCCACCUGGCUAACAAGCCCGUGGAUAUUGAGGUUCCACAAGCUGUGCUUCCUGAUACUGUAUUUGAGGCAGUUGUUAGAAUCCCCUACGAUAUGCAACUGAAACAGGUUCUUGCUAAUGGUAAAAAGGGAGGUUUGAAUGUAGGGGCUGUUCUCAUUUUACCCGAAGGAUUUGAAUUAGCUCCCCCCGAUCGUAUUUCUCCCGAGAUGAAAGAAAAGAUGGGUAAUCUGUCUUUUCAGAGUUAUCGUCCUAAUAAAAAAAACAUUCUUGUGGUGGGCCCUGUUCCUGGUCAGAAAUAUAGUGAAAUCGUCUUUCCCAUCCUUUCUCCAGAUCCCGCUACUAAGAAAGAGGUUCACUUCUUAAAAUAUCCUAUAUAUGUAGGUGGGAACAGGGGAAGGGGUCAGAUUUAUCCUGAUGGGAGCAAGAGUAACAAUACAGUCUAUAAUGCUUCAGCAGCAGGGAUAGUAAGUAAAAUAGUACGUAAAGAAAAGAAAGGUGGAUAUGAAAUAACCAUAUCUGAUGCAUCGAAUGGACACGAAACGGUUGAUAUUAUACCUCCAGGACCAGAACUUCUUGUUUCUGAAGGUGAAUACAUCAAGCUUGAUCAGCCAUUAACAAGUAAUCCCAAUGUAGGUGGUUUUGGUCAAGGCGAUGCAGAAAUAGUACUUCAAGAUCCAUUGCGUAUCCAAGGCCUUUUGUUCUUCUUAGCAUCUGUUAUUCUGGCGCAAAUCUUUUUGGUUCUUAAAAAGAAACAAUUUGAGAAGGUUCAAUUAGCCGAAAUGAAUUUCUAG
Molecule: messenger RNA, 969 nt
Organism: Nymphaea colorata (pocket water lily)
Lineage: Eukaryota; Viridiplantae; Streptophyta; Magnoliopsida; Nymphaeales; Nymphaeaceae
Source: the annotation of a RefSeq genome assembly